This is a messenger RNA of Danaus plexippus (monarch butterfly), 975 nucleotides long. RefSeq lists its product as uncharacterized. The coding region runs from base 130 to 918 and encodes 262 amino acids. The record is from RefSeq and is a predicted model, not a curated record. Lineage: Eukaryota; Metazoa; Arthropoda; Insecta; Lepidoptera; Nymphalidae. The transcript has 6 exons.
GCUACGCUGCACUCGUCCCGCGUUAAGUGAUGUUGCGCUUACGAAUAAAGUAAAAAGUAGUGAUUUGUUAUCAUGUUUUACUUUAAAUGUUACUUAUAUUUUUAUUAUUAAUUACUGGAAACAUUACUAAUGUGUGCAAUAAUGAAUAAUAUUUACUUCGUCUUUUAUAUUUUUCUCUUUUAUUCCAAAGUAUCAAUUUGCUUGCGCGUUGUGAGUUUAUCUGUUCCGAGUUUGAAACAAAAAGGUGAAUCUACAACUCUGACAUGUGAUUAUGAUCUUGAAGGAGGGAAAUUAUAUUCUGUGAAGUGGUAUCGAGAUAAUGAAGAAUUUUACCGAUACAUGCCCAAAUUACGACCACCUCAGCACGCACACAGGCUAGAAGGUGUUAAAGUUGAUUUGGAGAAGUCGUCCACACGUCGGGUGCACUUGCGGGACCUAACACUGAAGUCAAGAGGUCUUUAUAGAUGCGAGGUGUCUGAAGAAGCACCUUCCUUUCACUCGGCUCAGUCUGAGACGUUUAUGGAGGUUUAUUAUUUCCCACGAGAGAGCCCACGUAUAGUCGGUUAUGAGCGACCUUAUGAACUAUUAGAACCGCUUGAUGUUAACUGCUCUUCAGCUAAGGCGUUCCCGGCCCCUGAAUUACAAUGGCACAUUAAUGGAGAAAAGGUCACGGAGAGUUCCUGGUUAACAAGUUUAGAAAGCAAGCAAGCUUCACAAGGUUUAAUGAUAUCGACUCUCGGGUUGCGAGCUCCCGCCACACAACAUAUGAAAAUCCGCUGUGUUGCCAUCAUUGGAACCCAUCGGCGGGAGCGAACUGUCACGAUAGAAACUAAUCCCUCUGACCGAACAAGACCAGCAUCUAUUGCUUUCAUAAUAAUAAUAGGCUACAUCAAUAUAAUUUAUCAAACAAUGCGAUAAAAUGAACGUUUGUAUGUGAUGUAUUAUUUUAUUCUGUAAAUAAAAUAUUGUUUCUAA